AGAAUCCACGCUUGCUGUCACAGGGACGCUGGGCAUAAUUGCUGUAAAAGGGCAAGAUGGCUCGGAAGCGCGAUUCCAAUGUGGACACCAGGUGAAUAAUACUGUCAGCGUGGCAUCAAAUGCCAUUUCCUGGCAUUCAAUCGAUCUCGUUUUCCAAAAGAUCACUGCGUCCUCUUCGUUUUCCUGGCCUGCGAAUGCGGAAACCUGCGUUGUUUUCGAGGGGCCAGAUGCCCAGCAGCAGCAAACGGUCGAUCCCCAACAUUUUGGAACAGCAGACGGGUUUCGGCUUGUGCUCGACGGUCUUUCCGAGGCUGCUAGAGCAGGCCAGAGUGUGGUUCGGUUGAUCUUACCACAAACUCGCGGGUACAUUGCACGGUCUGACAUCGUCCCUUUACGUCUUCUCGACUGUCCCCUGGUGACUACCGCCCUGGCUCUUGCGAAACCCUUACAGUACUUUGAUGGGCGGUCUUGCGACAUCGAAACGUUGCAAGACCUUCCCAAGGCUUUUUCCUCGUCCGCCGGUGGCAUGCUCUUAAGGACGGUCGGUUCCACGAGUCCACGCGCGCUCGCCUCGCUGCUAGCGGAUCUUGAUGUUGAACUGCGCGAUCGACUGUCAUUUCCUUGGCUUUCCAUGCAGGAACCGAAGCGUAAAACCUUGGCCCUCGUGGAAGGUGGCCGUCGUCCGCCGGGUCGCGGAGGAAACGGAGAGACAGUGUACAAGGCGGCGGAAGCUUUGGGAAUCGAUAUGAUCGUGCUUGACAAUCCGGGACAUUGGUUGGACGGGCCUCGCUGGGGCCACUGGUGCAAAAAGUUCAUCCCCGUGGAGUGUACGGAGCAAUCCGACCACGUUUUCACCGCGCGAGUCGUCGACGCCAUCCGCGCCUGGGGCGGCCAUCUCGACGGGCUCGUGACCUUCUGCGACCACUACAAAGUCCCGAUUGCCGCGGCCGCCAUGGAACUGGGGUUGCCGACGUACUCGCCCGAGAUCUUCGACAAUAUCACCAACAAGUUCAAGUUAAGCGUCUCCGAAGGUCGCCCGACGCAUCGGGCGUCGACCUUUGAGCAGGCCGCCCGCAUUGUACGGGAGAACCACCUCGAGUUCCCGCUCAUCAUCAAGCCCUCCCUCAUGGGAUUCCAAUCGGAAGGGGUAUACAGAGUCGAGAACCUGGAACAGAUCGAGGCCGGCAUGCAAGCCACCGAUACCGAGAGACACGGCCUGGAGUUCGUGAUUGAGAAGUACUGCGACGGGCCAGAAGUGGACGCCAACUUUGUGCUUUGCGACGGGGAAUUGUUGUUCUUCGAAGCGUCCGACGAGUUCCCCAAGGGCGCCGACGUCAAUGCCCAAGAGACCGGAAGUAGUCUCGGCACCUUUCUGGAGCUGGGGAACGUCCUGCCGUCUGGGCUCCCGGCCAAGGAGACGGCUGUGAUCCGGGAUUCUCUCCAUCAAAGUUUACUUCGAGAAGGCCUGCCGGACGGCAUUUACCACCUCGAAGCGCGCGUGCAGAACUCGAGCGUGGAAUACACCAUCCAGGACAACGUGCUGGACCUGACGCAGCGUCCCGUUCCUGCCAAAACGGAAAGGCAGCCCUCGGCCUGGUUGCUGGAGAUCAACCCCCGUCCGCCCGGCAUCCAGGCUGCAGACGCCAUCAAGCACACAUACGGAGUGGACUACUGGGGCCUUGCCCUCCUCUUCCCUCUUCAAGACCGCCAGCGAGUCCGUCAGCUUUCACAUCCGUUUGCGCGCGGAUCCCAGUACUGGUGCCAGAUGGUGUUUCUUCCGGUCGUCAAGGGUGGCAUCUGCCAAUCCGACGAUCCCUGUCUCGAGCUCUUCAGCCGACGGCCGGAUCUUCGGGCCCAUGUCUCCUGGUGGUGUACAUUUUGGACCAAGGGGCAGCGCGUCCCCGACCCCAGCGAGGGGCGGAAUACAUGGAUAGCCCACAUCAACGUCUUUUCCAGGACAUCUCGGGCGCACGCACUCGAGAUUGGCGAAACCGUUCGGAAGGAGUUCCGGUAUUCGAUCAUAUAG
This is a messenger RNA of Monascus purpureus, 2026 nucleotides long. NCBI's taxonomy places the organism in Eukaryota, Fungi, Ascomycota, Eurotiomycetes, Eurotiales, Aspergillaceae. The record is from the annotation of a GenBank genome assembly.